UUAUCACUGACGCUUGAGUGCCUGACCCGAUGAGCAGACAACCGACAUUUAAAUAUCUUCAUGUACAGUAAGUAGGCUGCAUUAGAAAAUGAAACUACUCAAUAUCGCGGUCUGCCGGCCUUUGGGCUAGUACAGGUGCAAUUCCUUCCACGUUGUGUAGGCUUAUUUUUUAAAUGUAAUAACCCAAAUUGCAUAGAUGUCCUACUAUAGACAAAUUGUCGGGGAAAUGUAAUUACACCUUCCCUUCUUAUCCCUUCUCUUUUCCACAUCUCUCUCUCACGUACACGCACAAUCGGUGGAGUUGAGUUGGCUAGGUUAACGGAGUACUAAACAUCACUUGUUGCUAGUUGAGUGUUGGCUUGUACGGGGACCUUCCACCAUCAGGAAAUGGAGGAAUGAGUGUGUAGCGAGCAACCCAGAGGGAGGGGAAACUGACAAGACGUUUACUGCAAGUCCCACACAUAACGUGAGCGAGGUCUUCCAAUUCCAGCGGCAACACUUGAAACAAAAAGAUGAGUGACGAAGAUAGACUUCAAGUUGAACUUUUUGUGAAGGCAGGCAAUGAUGGCCAGAGCAUUGGCAACUGUCCAUUCUCCCAGCGUCUCUUCAUGGUGCUGUGGCUCAAAGGAGUCACUUUCAACGUCACCACCGUGGACAUGAAGAGGAAACCAGACAUCCUUAAGGACCUGGCCCCUGGCGCUCAGCCCCCCUUCCUGCUCUACGGGACGGAGGUGAAAACCGACACCAACAAGAUAGAAGAGUUCCUGGAGGAGAACCUGUCCCCUCCAAAGUACCCACGCCUGGCUUCCAGGAACCCUGAGUCUAACACAGCCGGCCUAGACGUGUUCUCCAAGUUCUCGGCCUACAUCAAGAAUUCAAACCCCCAGCUCCAUGACAACCUAGAGAAAGGCUUGCUCAAGGCCCUGAAGAAGCUAGACGACUACCUUGGCUCCCCACUUCCUGACGAGAUUGACGAGAAUAGCGCUGAUGAUGUCACUUCCUCCUCCCGUCCCUUCCUGGAUGGGCAGGUCCUCACUCUGGCCGACUGCAACUUGCUUCCCAAGCUGAACAUUGUCAAGGUGGUGUGUCUGAAGUAUCGCACUUUCUCCAUCCCUAAGUCUCUCUCCAACCUGUGGCGAUACCUGGACGCUGCGUACGCCCGCGAGGAGUUCUCCUCUACCUGCCCCAACGACACAGAGAUACACAUCGCCUACUCAGCCGUGGCUAAAGCACUUAAGUAGGAGGACAAGGGGAUUCUAUCAGUCACACACAACAGCAAAUACACACAUAAACACUCACCUGUUCAUAUAUCCUAGACACACUCACCUAUCUACGCACACACUGUACAUGUGGCAGCAUACACACGCCCCAAUGCACUCACACAUACAGGCACUCUCUGACACACGCACACCAUUCCGACAGCCUUUCUUGAGAGCAGGAAAUCAAUAUCACUGUAAGAUCAAGUUGAAAAUGUUGCAUUGGCCACUUAAGAGUUUGUGAAACUCUCUGAGGCUUAUAGUUUAUGGUUCUCUUUUUGUCACGUGCCACGUCCACUCUUAAUGCUGUAUAUUCAGGGAUAGUUACACACAGUUAAAGUUCUAUACACAGGCAGUAGGUUACAUAUGGUAGCAUCCAAAUGAAGGUAUCCAACAGUGGUCUGUUCAGCCUCUAUGAUUAAUUCUGCACUGCAUACAUUGCCACAUUACACCCUAUUAGUUUCUAUCUCUCUGCCAAGCCAUAAAAAACUGUUCCUGUUGUGAUUACACACAGACACGCAUAUCUAGACCAGUUUGACUGCUACCCGCAGCUGAAAGAGAGAGGUUAGUUAUAGGCGUGUCGACAAUUAUACAUUAUUACAGACAUAUUAUUACACUGUUGAUAUAUUGUUCAGGGCAAACAGCCGCUAACAGGGUGGAUGACAUGGUCAGUUUGAACCAGUCAUUUUAUACAUGCUAAAUGGUCAGAAGUUAGGCUCAGGGAACGGGAAAGCAGGUCUUGGGCCAAUUGUAGUACAUUGGGGCACACUAUACAGAGGUGUUUCUCAGCACACAUUUAUCCACACAGAAAACGAUUUCGACAGACCUCGGCUUCUCCUUUCUCCGGCUUGUAGCGCCGUGAAGGGUUUAUCAAGCUUAUGUCCCCAUUGUAAGGCUCUUUUGCUAGUAAAUCAAAUCAAAUUGUAUUUGUCACAUGCGCUGAAUACAACAGGUGUAGUAGACCUUACAGUGAAAUGCUUACUUACAAGCCCAUAACCAACAAUGUCGUUUUAAGAAAAUGCCUAAAAAAAAGUAGAGAAUAAAGUAACAAAUAAUUAAAGAGCGGCAGUAAAAUAACAAUUGCGAGGCUAUAUACAGGGGGUAAUUCAAAGUGAGAGAUAUUUUUGAUACAAUAAAAAAAAACUGUUGCAGAGCAGGUGAGUUACUCCAGACGAAGUAAUAUGGCUAUUGUUGCUGCUUUAGGUGUGAACUUUAGGUUAUUGAAGAAGUACUUGACUCUGUAUGGCCUUGAGGCACCGAGGCAGUUCAGUCAUGUUUCACUCUAAUCCGAGGGGAAACUACAGGAUGUAAUCCAGGCGUGCGCACACCUCCACGCAUGACUAAACCAUAAACGUCACAUUCAGAAAAAAAUGGAGACGUUCAUUGCAUAGAUAACUGAAAUCUCCCGAGGGGAGAAUGCUACGGGAUUGUGCAUUUGUACUCUUUGAUAUGGUUAAUGACAAUGGAAGACUCAAUUCAACUUGAAAAAAGAAAAGAGUUUGAACCUUUAGUGAGCCAAACGAAGGGUUUUACUUCAGGUCUAUUGAGCUGGGUGUUGUUCAGGUUGUUUAAAUCGACAACACCUUUGAACCUACUACCGUCCUGUGCUUUGUGGUGCACACUUUGAAGUCUUCCGUUUUACAGUGACUUGAAAUUCAGUCCCCUGGGAAAGAACUGGAAAUAUUUGUUUGGGUUCUAUACAAUCCAUGUCAGCGUAUCAAGCUCAGCGUGAUUGAAAUUUAAAGGCAAUGUUCCCGCUUUAAAGGAGAUUGUAUACUGUUGCAUAUGUCGCUCAAUUGGAAAUGAGCUUUCUAUAGUGCAAUCUUCAGCGGUACAGAUUGAAUAGAGCCCUCAGACUGACUGAUAGAUGGUGCAGUCUCAUGGAUACUGACUUAAGUGGAUCAGCUUAAAACAGCCUUGUUUUAAGCUGAUCCAAUUUGAGUGUACAAAACCUUUGUGUACAAAACAUUAGGAAGACAUGCUCUUUCCAUGACAUAGACUGACCAGGUGAAUCCAGGUGAAAGCUACGAUCUCGUAUUGAUGUCACAUGUUAAAUCCACUUCAGUCAGUGUAGACAAAGGGGAGGAGACAGGUUAAAGAAGGAUUGGAGACAAUUGAGACAUGAAGGGCGGUUACAAGCACAAAAUAAUAUGAUUAUUGUGGAUAGUCAGGUUAAUAUAAUAGUUUGUUUAAAACGUUUACAUACCUUGCAAGAAUAACAAUUUCCUUAAUGAUCCUGUUUACAUGGACACAUCUGAAAUCAGGCUACCUGAUGGGACUUUUGAUAAAUGCAGAAAAUAGCCAAUCAAAAUAAACGUUCUACCACAGUGACUGUGUUAUUUUUGAGAAGACUAUUGGAUUCUGAGUUCGGACAUAUAACGUUUGUAUGUGAAGACUAUUUAUAAGAUGCAUACUUUCAGUUUAUUCAAACUCACUUCACUUGCGUAUAAGAUGGAGGGUUGCACUACCAGUGUUACAGCUUUGGCACAUGCUGGCACAUGCUUAGACCAAAUACACCGCUAAUAAUUUGAAAGAUUGCUCAGAAAACCAGUUGUUUUAAUCGGCGUAUGCUUACUUUGAUUUUGACCUUACCAGAGUAAGGUGGUUACAUGAAUGAAUGGGCAAGACAAAAGAUGUAAGUGCCUUUGAACGGGUAUGGUAGUAGGUGCCUGGUGGACCGGUUUGAGUGUGUCAAGGUAAGUUCCCCGCCCACUUAGCCUACUAGCUUCCCGCCUACUCAGCCUACUAGCUCCCCGCCCAGUCAGCCUACUAGCUCCCCGCCCACUCAGCCUACUAGCUCCCUUCUCACUCAGCCUACUAGCUCCCCACCCACUCAGUCUACUAGCUCCCCGCCCACUCAGUCUACUAGCUCCCCGCCCACUCAGCCUACUAGCUCCCCGCCCACUCAGCCUACUAGCGCUCAGCCCACUCUGUCUACUAGAUCCCCGCCCACUCAGUCUACUAGCUCCCCGCCCACUCAGCCUACUAGCUUCCCGCCCACUCAGUCUACUAGCUCCCCGCCCACUCAGCCUACUAGCUUCCCGCCCACUCAGCCUACUAGCUUCCCGCCCACUCAGUCUACUAGCUCCCCGCCCACUCAGCCUACUAGCUCCCCGCCCACUCAGCCUACUAGCUCCCCGCCCACUCAGUCUACUAGCUCCCCGCCCACUCAGCCUACUAGCUCCCCACCCACUCAGCCUACUAGCUCCCCGCCCACUCAGCCUACUAGCUUCCCGCCCACUCAGCCUACUAGCUUCCCGCCCACUCAGCCUACUAGCUCCCCGCCCACUCAGCCUACUAGCUCCCCUCCCACUCAGUCUACUGGCUACUAGCUCCCCACCCACUCAGUCUACUGGCUACUAGCUCCCCGCCCACUCAGCCUACUAGCUCCCCGCCCACUCAGCCUACUCGCUCCCCGCCCACUCAGCCUACUCGCUCCCAGCCCACUCAGCCUACUCGCUCUCAGCCUACUAGCUCCCCGCCCACUCAGCCUACUAACUCCCCGCCCACUCAGUCUACUAGCUCCCCGCCCACUCAGCCUACUAGCUCCCCGCCCACUCAGCCUACUAGCUCCCCGCCCACUCAGCCUACUAGCUCUGUCUACUAGCUCCCCGCCCAGUCAGCCUACUAGCUCCCUGCCCACUCAGUGUAUCUUUUCAGACUUACUGGUAGUUUGACAUGAGCGAAAAGUCAUUUUUGUCUGAUUUUGAGCAUUUUUAUCUGGGGAAAAUAUUUUGGGUGAUGUUUUAGUCAUUCAAAAAGCUUAUUUUACAUGGGAAUCAGAAUGACUGCUCAGACUUUUAAACCAUAGUUUCUUUGGAAUUUACGGUAUCAUUUACUGUUUACGCAUACAAUCACCUAGAGUGCAUUGCCAUUUGCAGCAAUUUACUGUAAAUAACUGUACUUUACAGUUAGCUUUAUUGUAUAAUACUGUCAAAACAACAAUCAAGUUUUACAGUGUACUUUAUUGAGGGAAAAUGUACAGUUACUAUGACUGAGAUAUGUGGUUGUCCCACCUAGCUAUCUUAUUAAGAUGAAUGCACUAACUGUAAGUCGCUCUGGCGUCUGCUAAAUGACAACAACAAAAAUGUUUCAAUACAUGUAAGAACUGUAACGCUGCUGGGUUUUUCAUGCUCACCACUUUUCCGUGUGUAUCAAGAAUGGUCCACCAUCCAAAGGACAACCAGCCAUCUUGAAACAAUUGUGGGAAGCAUUGGAGUCAACAUGGGCCAGCAUCCCUGUGGAAUGCUUUCGACACCUUGUAGAGUCCAUGCCCCUACAAAUUGAGGCUGUUCUGAGGGCAAAAGGGGGUGCAACUCAAUAUUAAGGUAUUCCUAAUGUUUUGUACAUUCAGUGUAUUUUGUAUGUCUUCCAGGGUAAGGUUUUGUAAGACUGUAUCACCUAAGUGCCAUUCACGUUAUUGAAUAGUACAACCAUGAGGAUGUCAUUUGCAACAUAUUUAGCAUCGGAGGUGGCGUUAUGUCAGCUAUUUUAUACAGUCGUUUCCUCAACAUGUGGGAUGACCCACUAGGCACAUUUGGGUCAUAUUUGGUUAAGUCAAUGAUCAAUUCGAUUUCAACCUUUAUUUACGCACUCAAAAAGAAGUUUGUUGAAUUCCCAAUGUGUUAUCACUAUGCUUUCAACCAUCUAAAAGCACAACCUGUCAGGUUUUGGCCAGGACUAUUCAGGUUUUGGUCACUAGAUGUCCCCAUUGCACCUUUUGUUUUUUCCCUUCUAGUUAUUGUUUUCACCUGUGUCUCAUUUCCUUGUAGGUAUUUAAACCAUUAGUGUCCCUCAGUUCUUUGCUCUGUGUUUGUAUGUUAGCACCCAGCCAUGCUGUGAACAUAUAUUUCUCUUGUUGGAUUUUCCAGAGGUUCUCUGGUUUUGUUCUUGUUUAUUUUUGAUUAGUCUUCUGAGGUUUGUUUUUUCCCUGCUGUUCUUACCACUUUGUGGAUUUUCUUUGUAUUUUGGAGGAUAUCCAUUUUUUCUCUUGGCUUUUCUUUUGACGUUGUGGAUUUAUAUUUUUGCCUGAAGAUCUUUUACCUUGA
Messenger RNA from Salvelinus fontinalis (brook trout), 6304 nucleotides. Its product is annotated as chloride intracellular channel protein 1-like. The record is from RefSeq and is a predicted model, not a curated record. Bases 513 to 1241 code for a protein of 242 amino acids. The transcript has 7 exons. Lineage: Eukaryota; Metazoa; Chordata; Actinopteri; Salmoniformes; Salmonidae.